AUGGCUUCGUCUCACCUUCUUUGCAAUAGCUAUGUCUUCCCCACUUCCCAAAAUUCCUUCAGAAGUAGCCAUUUUGCUCAAUUCAGACCAAAUGGGUCAUCCAAUUUUCAUUCCAAGCUUCGGUUUCAGAGACCCCAUUUGGUCAGAGCCAUGGUUUCUGAUUCCAACACUUCCAGGAAACAAGUAGAGAAUUACAUUUGUUUAGCGAUAAAGGAUAAAAUUGUGUAUGACCCCGAAGGAAGGAUUAACAAGUUGGCUGAUGAAGUGGACAAGGAAACUCCCCUUUCAAGGCUUACUUUGUUCUCUCCUUGCAAGAUAAAUGUUUUCUUGAGAAUAACAAACAAGAGGGAAGAUGGGUAUCAUGACUUGGCAUCCCUUUUUCAUGUGAUAAGUCUGGGUGACAUAAUUAAGUUCUCUUUGUCACCUUCAAAAACCAAGGAUAGCCUGACAACCAAUGUGUCUGGGGUGCCCCUUGAUGAUAGAAAUCUGAUUAUUAAGGCGCUUAAUCUUUAUAGGAAGAAGACUGGCAGUGACAAGUUCUUUUGGAUUCAUCUGGAUAAACGGGUGCCUACUGGGGCAGGGCUUGGUGGUGGAAGUAGCAAUGCUGCAACUGCACUAUGGGCAGCAAAUCAAUUCAGUGGUUCUCUUGCCUCGGAGAAUGAACUCCAAGAAUGGUCAAGUGAGAUUGGAUCAGAUAUUCCCUUCUUUUUCUCUCAGGGAGCAGCCUAUUGCACUGGUCGAGGAGAGGUUGUUCAGAAUAUUCCUCCACCAGUAUCUCUGGAUGUUCCAAUGGUUCUCAUAAAGCCCCCACAAGCAUGUUCAACCGCAGAAGUAUACAAGCGUUUGCGAUUGGACCAGACUAGUAAUGUUGAUUCUUUAACAUUGCUGGAGAAGAUCUCAAAGAUUGGUAUCUCACAAGAUGUUUGUAUUAAUGAUUUAGAACCUCCUGCAUUUGAAGUUCUCCCUUCUCUCAAAAGAUUGAAGCAGCGAAUUAGUGCAGCUGGUCGUGGAGAAUAUGAUGCUGUUUUUAUGUCAGGAAGUGGAAGCACCAUUGUUGGAAUUGGCUCUCCUGAUCCUCCACAAUUUGUUUACGAUGAUGAUGAAUACAAAGAUGUGUUCUUAUCAGAUGCCUAUUUUCUCACACGAGAAGCAAAUCAGUGGUACCAAGAACCUGCUUCAAAUCCUUCUUCUGCCCCUACUUCAGUUUCCGAGUCUGUUUAA
This is a messenger RNA of Sphenostylis stenocarpa, 1221 nucleotides long. Lineage: Eukaryota; Viridiplantae; Streptophyta; Magnoliopsida; Fabales; Fabaceae. The record is from the annotation of a GenBank genome assembly.